Messenger RNA from Brachypodium distachyon (stiff brome), 3558 nucleotides. RefSeq names its product scarecrow-like protein 9. Gene Ontology annotation, biological process: regulation of DNA-templated transcription. The coding region runs from base 229 to 2583 and encodes 784 amino acids. Gene Ontology annotation, molecular function: DNA-binding transcription factor activity; sequence-specific DNA binding. The record is from RefSeq and is a predicted model, not a curated record. Gene Ontology annotation, cellular component: nucleus. The transcript is spliced from 5 exons. NCBI's taxonomy places the organism in Eukaryota, Viridiplantae, Streptophyta, Magnoliopsida, Poales, Poaceae.
CAGCCAAGCCACCAUCACGGGUUUCAUUCAGAUUUCUUUCUUCCCUUUUUACUACUCCUUCUUUCUGUGCUGAUCCAGGUCCAACUCCCGAGAAACACACACAGAGAGACCUCGCCGCUGGGGAACUCCUCAGCCCCUUCGCCCGAGCCCCAUCCUCGAUCAGUCAAUCCCCUUCCCUCUGAUCCGGGGAGGAGGAGGAGGAGGUUGUUGGGCGAUAUAUCGGUCGGGAUGGCCUCGACCCCGCAGCCGCCGCGGGGGGAUCUCGCGGCGCGCCUGGAGGCCGCCGCCGUCGCGCCGCCGCCCGCCGCCGCGGCGCAGGAUCUCGCGGCGCUCGGCCUCGCUGCAGCCAGAUCGCUCCGCCACAGGCCGCCUCGCCACGGCGGGCAGAUGCAGUCGGGUCCGGUUGAGCACCAGAGCAUUUCAGGGUCGCUGAUCCACUCGAUGAUCCAGUUCUGUGGAGCGCCCAAGUACUUUAUGUUCAACGAUCCGCAGCCGGUGAUCCCGCCGCAGAUGGCCGCGCAACCCAAUCCCAGUCUUCCGGUGGCCACCGCCCUCUCGAGGGCCACCAACAACGAGACCGACAACCCUGAGGACUGGGAGUUCAUCUCAGAUGAGUCGCUCAACUACAUCAGCCGGAUGCUCAUGGAGGAGGACAUCGACGAGAAGGUCAGCAUGUACCAGGAGGAGUCCGCCAUGCUCCGUGCUACCGCCAAGCCGUUCUAUGACAUACUUGGCCACAAGUUCCCUCCGUCUCCUGAUCGCAACCUCCCUUGGUCCCUUGACAGCCCUGGUGAGAGUAGCAGCAGCAGUCAUGCCCAGUCUUUGUCAAGUGUCAUUACUAGCUGCAGCAGCGGUGCUGUGGAGGAUAGCAACCAGAGCCGUAACAUUGGACACUGCGAGCAGCUGGAAGCUUAUCGAGGCUUGCAUGGUCAGUCUUUUCAGCCAGUGGUUAGCCCAUCAAGUGGUGUUUCAGAUGCAGCAGAGGCAUUAGCAGAUCCUUUGAUCACCAAUGGCAGGAUCCCUGACAACUUGUUUGAGAGCCUCCCAAAUUGGGAUUUCAGGAGAGGUGUUGAGGAAGCGCAGAAGUUUCUCCCUGCUAGUGAUAAGCUAGUAAUUGAUUUAGAAGCUGCUGAUGUCUCAACGUCUCAAGUAGGGAAAGAUAUUUCUUUGAACGGCAGCAAGCCAGAGGUCUUGAAUGCUAAGAAAAACAGACAGAGUGAAGAUCUUGACUUGAUAGAAGGACGAAGCAUCAAGCAAUCUGCAUUCUGUUCUGAUGAACCUGAUUGGAUAGAGAUGUUCGAUGGUUUGCUUCGUCAGACUGAACAGAAGGCUACAGUUCUGCGAGAAAAGAUGCGUACCGAAGCUUCCAAGAAUUCUCAGGUCACUCAGACAAAAGCAACAACUGGGGUGCGGACACGGGGCAGGAAGCCAACAAAAAAUGAUGUGGUGGACCUUAGGACCAUCCUUAUCCACUGUGCUCAGGCAGUAGCUGCUGAUGACCGCCGAACAGCUAAUGAGUUGCUAAAGCAAAUUAAACAACAUUCUAAGGUAAAUGGGGAUGGCAGCCAGAGGUUGGCGUUUUGCUUUGCACAGGGUCUCGAGGCUCGUUUGGCUGGCACAGGCAGCCAGCAGUACCACAGGCUUGUAGCGAAGCGGACGACUGCCUCUGACAUGCUCAAGGCCUACCAUCUUUACCUUGCAGCAUGCCCAUUCAAGAGGCUCUCGCAUUUCCUCUCCAAUCAAACAAUCCUGAGCAUGACGAAAAAUGCAUCGACAGUGCAUAUCAUUGACUUCGGCAUUUAUUUUGGCUUACAAUGGCCAUGCCUCAUCAGGCGUCUCUCCAAGAGGGAAGGUGGUCCACCAAAGCUGCGCAUCACGGGAAUUGAUGUACCUGAGCCAGGUUUCCGCCCUACUGAGCGCAUCGAAGAGACAGGACAAAGGCUUGCAGAGUAUGCUGACAGGCUUGGUGUCCCUUUUGAGUACCAUGGUAUAGCAUCAAAGUGGGAAACCAUCCGUGCUGAGGACCUCAAGGUUGGCAAGGAUGAAGUGGUGAUUGUUAAUUGCCUAUAUCGGUUCAGAAAUCUUAUUGACGAGACAGUUGCUGUAGACAGCCCUAGGAAUAGGGUGCUGAAUACCAUAAGGCAAGUGAACCCAGCAAUUUUCAUCCAUGGAAUUGUGAAUGGGUCGUACAGCGUUCCCUUCUUCAUCACACGUUUCCGUGAGGCAUUGUUCCAUUUCUCUGCAUUGUUUGACAUGCUUGAGGCAACUGUGCCUCGAGAUGAUGACCAACGUAGACUCAUUGAAAGAGAUCUGUUUGGCCGAGAGGCACUCAAUGUCAUUGCAUGUGAGGGCUCAGACAGAGUUGAGAGACCAGAGACAUACAAACAAUGGCAAGUAAGGAACCUGAGGGCAGGGUUUGUACAGUCUCCGUUAAACCAGGAAAUUGUUGCAAAAGCUAAAGUCAAAGUGAAAGAUAUAUAUCACAAAGACUUUGUCAUAGAUGAAGACAGUGGAUGGCUCCUGCAAGGGUGGAAAGGAAGAAUAAUCUAUGCCAUAACUACAUGGAAGCCCAAUAACAAUUAGGUUCUUUACCUGCCUAUCUCCUAUGCCAUUGUUGACUAGUGCACUGGUGUUUGGAGCUUGACUAGUGCACUGGUGUUUCAAGGAAAUGGCUUGAAGAAUGAAAAGGAAUGUUAUUGCACUGCAGCAGAUCAAUGUGGAAGCCUUCGUAAGAAUUCUGUGUCAGUUACAUCUAUGUAGUCCCUAGCCAUACUAAGAUAAGCUAGAGGAAGGAGCAGUGAUUGAGCUCUCCCUUGGCCAUGGAAUUGGCUUCAAGAGCGAACAAGAUUGUUGUUGCACUGCGCAGGAUGAAUGUGGAAGCCUGUGAAAACAAAUAUUUCUUUCUUGACUGGUAUCAUUCUUCAAAAUGGUGAUGAGCACGGGCAUGGCAUGGCCGCAUGGGCGAUGCAUGUGAACCGGGGAAAAAGAAGGAUAAAUAAAGCUGAUGGCGACAUGGAACCAACCGCCGAGGUUGCUCUUUCUUGUGUGCGCUCAAAGGGAAAAAGAAAGCUCUCGCCACCAUAAUGAACAUGGGGACACAAUCUGGCCGUUUGAUUGAUGAUUUCAGGAUUGGUGUUGUCUUGUGUUGCUGUCCCCAAAUCUGUGAUUCCUUGGUGUAAAGGGAAAGCAGGCAAUGAGAGGUCCAUGAAUUUUCUUCCGCUCCCGUAAUGCUCCUGUGGGUGUUAAUUAACUCGCUUAACCUUUCCAGAUAAUGGGAGAAAAAUGUUUGGGCCUCUGCAUCAGAUUAGUCUGCCUAAUUGGUUCCUAUAUUUUUUAUGAUGAAAGCAUGACAAGGGGCCUGUCUGGUUCACGCUAGGGCCUCUUUAAUUCAAAGGAUUUUGGUAGUAGAAAAUUUGGAGGACUGAAAUCCUAGCCAGAUAUGAUCUGAUCUAAGGAUUCAUUCGCACUACAGAAAUUUCUCAUCCAUCCACUACAACAUCUUGGAAAGAAUACCUAGUUUUUCCUGUGGUUCAAUCAAAUAUACUUUGGUUGUAAGAA